CGCGACUUGCUAUGGCUGGUCUCUAAGGUGGCUGAUUCCGGUACCAGGCCGUGGAUGGCCGGAGAGCGCGGCGGUUAUGUGGGGGGCGGGAGGAUUCGGAGGAGCCGCGGCGAGCGCCUCGCUGAGCGGCGUCAAGGACUGCUUUCUGCACUUGCCGCCUGGGCUGGUUUCCUAUCUCCGUCUGCAGCAGGAUCAAAUUGUGAAAGCUUCAUGGGGGAAUCAGCCUGUAUUCUUGGGUUGGAUGGAAAUCAGACAUCGUCAAACAGAGGAAAACAUUGUUGAAAUAAACAGACAAUUAGCAGAAAAACUUGGCAUCAAAGAUGGACAACAGGUAUUCCUUGAACCCUGUUCUCAAGUUUUGUCCUGUCAGCAAGUAGAAGUGGAACCAAUUUCAGCAGAUGAUUGGGAAAUACUGGAGCUGCAUGCAUUGUCACUAGAAAGGCAUCUUCUUGAUCAAAUUCGAAUAGUAUUUCCACAAGCUGUCUUUCCAGUGUGGGUUGAGCAACAUACUUGUAUCUAUAUCCAGAUUGUUACACUAAAACCUCCAGCUCUUUAUGGAAGACUUGAAGCUCGCACAGAGCUUCUUAUAUGUCCUAAGUUACGUCAGUGUGAAGGAAGUUCCACCAUGUUGUCUUCCCUGAAAGAUUACAUUGCUCAGGAUGGUGUUCCUGAAACUGAAUUAAAACCAAGGGAAAGAACUGAGGAACCAUGCUCCAAAGGAACACAUUUAAAUAUGCAAUUUCAGCAGCAUAAGCCAAACACAAAGGGAUCACUGAGUGCAAAUGUUCUGCCAAACAUUUGGAAUUUACUUAGGAACAUUUUUUUUUAUAAUUCUGAAAAGAAACAGGAGCCUACUGAUGAACUGAAUGCUGCUAAAAAUCGUCUGUUAAAUUUGAUUCAGAUGGAUUCUGUUUUCAGAGUAUGUCAGAAACAGCUUCCCAGCAUGAAAAAUACAGUGGAAACAUGUACCUUUCAGAAAUACAGCGCUAUCUGUGUUUCUCCCUGGAAUCAAGCAUUCCCUGUUAUAGAAGCUAAUAUUCAAGUUUCUUAUGGGAAAAUUAGUAAACUACUUUCUCCAAGACAGCAGAUUCAAGAGUUAAAGUAUAAUCUAACAUCAAAGAAAGAGAAACAAGUGGCUAAUACAGAAGACCAAAAGGAAUUCACUUCUAGUAAGAGUCAAGAAUCCAAUGAGUUUUCUAUUGUACAAAUAAUAUGGAAUGGAUUUGAGGAUCUAAAGGAUGCCAUAAUGUUCAAUAACAGCGUGGAGCAACUGCAUGUUGGAAGAGUUUGGAUACCUGAAGGGUUGAGAAAGAGGCUACGUAUAGAAAUGCAUGCUGCUGUCAGAAUCACAUCAGUCAGUUCAGAUCCUAAAAUCCCAACCUCUCUUAGACUACAGCCCGAACGCACGUUAAAUAAAGGCAUCAGUGAAGAAGACAUUAAAAAUGCAUUUAAUUUGUGGCUAGAGGAUUACAUUAGGCUCCCCUUGAUAACAGCAGAAACAAGUUACAUACAAUUAGCUCUUAAUUUUGGUUUGGAAGACUUUGUCCUCAGAAUAGUCACUUCUGACACUGAAGAAGAGAAAGCCAAAAAUACUUUCAUCUUGAGCCCUAGCUUGCUGCAGAAGGCAAAUAUACAAGUUUUGUUACAUCCUGUGCCCCCAGUAUCCAAUGGUAGUAGCUCCCAGUCUUCUUGUGAACAGCCUUUGCCAUCGUUCAAUCUAAAGUGCUUAGGAGGAGUGGAUAACAUUGGAUUAUCAUCUUUGAAGCACAUAUCACGUAGCCUCUUGAUACAUCCCCUGUCUCAAAAACUAGCUCCCAUAUCUGCUGGAUUAUGCAGUGGGGGUAUCCUGAUUACUGGAGCAAAGGGAAGUGGCAAAUCAACCUUAGCAAAGGCCAUUUGCAAAGAGGCAUUUGAUAAAUUUGAUGCUCACUUGGAAGUGAUUGACUGUAAAGCUUUAAGAGGGAAAAGAUUAGAAAAUAUACGGAAGACCCUGGAAGAAGCCUUCCUAGAGGCAGCGUGGAGACAACCAUCUGUCAUUCUGCUAGAUGAUCUUGAUCAUAUAAUGGGCGUUCCCCUUGCUCCAGAACAUAAGAACAGUCCUGAAGCAGUCCAGAGCACUCGUCUUGCUCAUGUUCUGAAAGAUGUGAUAAAAGAAGUUACUUCCAUGCAUAGUUUGACUGCACUUAUUGCCACAAGUCUAUCUGAGCAGUCCCUACAUUCUUCCAUCAUUUCUACUCAAGGAAUUCAUAUAUUUCAGUGUUUCCAACAUAUUCAGGUUCCAAAUCAGAGGCAAAGAUAUGAAAUACUUCAGUCCAUAAUGAAAAACACAUUUGACUUCAGUGUAGACAGAUUCUGUGAUCUUGAUCUCCGUCAAAUUGCAAAGGAAACAGAAGGAUUUGUAGCUAGAGAUCUGACAAUGUUAAUUGAUCGUGCCAUCCAUUCAUGUGUUUCUAGCAGAGGAACAUGUCAAAAAGAAGAUUUGGUUCUAUCAACUUUAGAUUUCCAAAAAGCUAUACAAGGUUUCACCCCAGUAUCUUUGAGAAACAUUAACCUCCAUAAACCUCAAGAUAUGGGCUGGGAUAAAAUUGGUGGUCUUAAAGAAAUACAACAAACACUUAUAGAUACCAUCCAGUUACCUGCAAAGUAUCCAGAAUUAUUUGCCAAUCUGCCCAUACGGCAAAGAACAGGAAUCUUACUAUAUGGGGCUCCAGGAACAGGGAAAACAUUAUUAGCAGGUGUAGUUGCCCAAGAGAGUGGAAUGAAUUUUAUCAGCAUCAAGGGGCCAGAACUGCUUAGCAAAUACAUUGGAGCAAGUGAACAGGCAGUUCGAGAUACAUUUAACAGAGCUCAAGCAGCCAAGCCAUGCAUACUUUUCUUUGAUGAAUUUGAUUCUCUUGCUCCUCGAAGAGGUCAUGAUAACACUGGUGUAACUGACCGAGUUGUUAAUCAGCUGCUGACUCAAUUAGAUGGUGUAGAAGGUAUAGAAGGAGUUUAUAUACUAGCAGCCACAAGCCGUCCUGAUUUGAUUGACCCUGCUCUUCUGAGACCCGGUCGACUGGAUAAGUGUCUAUAUUGUCCACCUCCUGAUCAGGCUUCCCGAUACGAAAUUUUAAAAGCUCUGAGUCAUUCUCUUCCUUUGGCACAUGAUGUGGAUUUUCAGCAUUUGGCAGCAAAAACUGAGCAUUUCACUGGAGCAGACUUAAAAGCUUUAUUAUACAAUGCCCAAUUAGAAGCGCUGCAUGCUAGUUUGAACUCAACUUUGCCCCAGGAGAUAGGUUCCAGCUCAGAUAGUGAUCUUAGUCUAUCUUCAAUGGUCUUCUUAAACCAAAGUAGUGGAUCAGAUGAUUCUGCCAGAGAUGGAGAAGGAGGCUUAGAACAGUCAUUAACUUCCCUUGAGCUGUGUGACCUGCUGCCUGAAGAUCCAACGUCUAACAUCUAUCGCCUUUACUUUGGCAGCUCUUAUGAAUCUGAACUUGGCAAUGGAACUGCUUCAGAAAUGAGUUCUCAGUGUUUCUCAGGACCAAAUUCCAUAAACCAUGAAUUAACCAGCAUAACUCUGAAGGAUUUAGUAUCUUUUCAACCUCCAACGUUAAGAACCACUUUACAGGAAGGUUUCCAAGAACUUAAUCAAGAACAGAUAGAACACCUCAGGGCAGAAAUCAGUGCCAUCAAAGCCAAUUACAAAAGCAAAAAUGGAGAGGAUGUUGCUACCAGCAUGUCAUCAGUAACCAAGAGAACUUUAAAUAUUACCCAGAUUCAUCUAAUGACUGCUCUUGAAAGUACAAAACCAUCUAUUAGUCAAGAAGACUGGAAUAAGUUUGCUGAGCUCUAUGAUAAUUUUCAAAAUCCAAAGAGAAAGGAGUCCAGUGGAGCAACUUUCAAAUCAGGACAAAGAGUAACAUUAGCUUAACUGCUAUUAAAGCAGUAGUAAUUAUGUUCACUGAAUAAUUUUCCAGCAAAGUGUUUACAUGUUAAAUUGUAUUUAUGAACAUGGAAUAUGUUAUUGCUAAUAUGACAAAGACCAUUUUAAUUAUUUCAAGGUUAUUGUACAUCAUUUUAAUUUUCAAAUUUUGCUUUCCUGAAAACUAUAUAAAAACCUUUGAGAUAUCACCCUUA
Candoia aspera is the source of this 4116-nucleotide messenger RNA. It is a transcript of the gene PEX1, whose product is annotated as peroxisomal biogenesis factor 1. Gene Ontology annotation, biological process: protein import into peroxisome matrix. NCBI's taxonomy places the organism in Eukaryota, Metazoa, Chordata, Lepidosauria, Squamata, Candoiidae. Gene Ontology annotation, cellular component: peroxisomal membrane; cytosol; peroxisome. Bases 77 to 3910 code for a protein of 1277 amino acids. Gene Ontology annotation, molecular function: ATP hydrolysis activity; ATP binding. The transcript has 24 exons. The record is from RefSeq and is a predicted model, not a curated record.